Molecule: messenger RNA, 2397 nt
Organism: Sitodiplosis mosellana (orange wheat blossom midge)
Lineage: Eukaryota; Metazoa; Arthropoda; Insecta; Diptera; Cecidomyiidae
Product: 2'-5'-oligoadenylate synthase 1A-like
Exons: 5
Coding region: 646-1953 (435 amino acids)
Biological process (GO): regulation of ribonuclease activity
Cellular component (GO): membrane; cytosol; nucleoplasm
Molecular function (GO): 2'-5'-oligoadenylate synthetase activity; double-stranded RNA binding
Source: RefSeq, a predicted model, not a curated record
GACGAGAAAUUUGCGGAAUAUCGCAUUGCGACUAUUCUACGUAUAGUCGCAAUACGAAAAAGUCCGUCGAACGCAGCCAACUUCACGUUGGUUGUACGAAGUUUCAAGUCGAAAUGUCACACUCGAUCCAGUUACAACUUCACAUUUAUCGCAGCGCGAAUAGUCGCAGGGUAUUCAGCGAUAACAUUUUGCGGCAACUUUUAUUGUGGAUACCUAUUCGCAUUGCGAGUAUCCGCACUCAAAAACGGAUAUGCGACGGAUAGUCGACGUACACCUAUUUUACCGCAAAUUUCUCGUCGGGAUUUUGAACAAUAUUUGAAAAUAUGUUUUACGUGAUUUGACUUUGAUUGAACAAAGCCGACUAAAAUACGAUAACACAAUUUGGUGGAAAAAGUCCCGGUUUUGAAAAUCAAUUUUUACUUUCAAUUGAAUCGCGCGCGAUAGUUCAAUCAGCUGUACCAAUCGGACAAAAGACAAAUGUCAUUACUGGCUGCACUGUGUGCAAAAUGCAAAAUGACCGCAGAAUCAAUUUGAAACAGAGAGAGCCGGCGGUUCCACUGAAAUCAUUUUCUCAACUUGUUACAUUGUAGUGACUUUUUUUUACAACAAAAUUUAUUUCGAAUAAAAGUAAAACGACGAAGAAAAAUGGAUCCAUUUGAGGUUACGAUGAAUAAAGCCCUUCAAAAAUUGGCUGCGGAUAUCAUCCCAAGGGAGGAUGCAAAAGUCUGUGCUGAUAAUAUCAUCGAAUUGCUUCAAACAAAAAGUAAAUUUGAUAUUGGUCGUGUUUGCAUUGCCGGUAGCAUCGGUAAAAAACUAACAAUUAUCGGUUCAGAUAUUGAUUUCGUGCUAUUCAUCAAUGACGAACGGCCCAUGUUCGGAGAUGUUUUAGAAGACUUCGACAAUAUUCUUACCAUGACCGAUUCCUUCAACAUUAGAGAUGUGCACGUGACCAAAUAUUCGAUUCAGUUCAAAGCGUUGGGAUUUGAAUUCGAUGUUUUGCCAGCAGCUAAUUUUACCAAAGGUCUUCAGCUUCAAGGUGAUACGUUGAUCGACAUUCAGCAACAACGAGUUUUGGAACAUAUUGCACAGGACCCAAAAAAGUACGGUUACAUGUAUUCCAGUUCGUUGGCAGAAGCAGCAGUACGCUUUAUGAAGCAACAAGAUGGUUUCGUUAACGAAAUGGUGCGCAUUGCAAAAUUUUGGUUUAAAACUUUGCAUCUCAACGAUUUACGUAAUCGGUCAGGUGCAAAAAAUUGUAUUGAACUGAUUGCCGUGUAUGUUGCAAAGCAAGAGGAAAACAUGGAAACCAAGUCUUAUCUAAGAUCUUUCAAACGUUUCAUUGAUUAUUUGAAGAAUUUCGACAAUUUGAAUAUUCAUUUUGAAACGGACGAGCACCGAGUUUUGAACAAAAGUCGGCCACGUGUUAUGGAUCCUGUAAAUCCAUAUAACAAUUUGGCGAAAAACUGGGAUCGACAAUCGAUUCAAUUGGUGAAAGCUUAUGCACAUGAAUCAAAUCGACGUUUAGAGGUUCUUGCCAAUUCACGUGCGGCUCGUUUGGAUCAACUUUUUGAGCCUCAACCGGUAUAUCGUCCAGAUAUGGGUGAAAUGUUCGAAAGGAAUCCAACGAAAAUACAAUGGUUGGUUGGCACUGAAACUUUUUCCAGGCUUCCUGAUUUGAAAGUUCGCAAUGAACGAUUCCACACAGAUCAUAAACUUUGGGGUGGUUUGGAAAAUAUUAAGAAGUAUUUCCAGUUUGCGAUACUUGCAUCAACCGUAUCAAGCUGUGAUGAAAAUGAAAUGAAGGAAGUUGUACUAAAUACGAUUUCAAGACAAAUUUAUAAUAGUAAAGUGACACGGGUUUCAGCUGAGGGAGAAAAACACGAAGACUAUGACGUUACAUUCACAAUUCCAUCGUCGAAUCAAACGGCAAUUCGUAUUAGUUAUCGAUUGUGAACCUGUCUGUUACUUUUUUUCACCUAAUUUCUAAUGAUUUUAAGACAAAACAAUUUGACGUGGUCUUCAGCGAAAACUGUAAUUACUGUUCAAUGGCAGUUCGUGUUGUUUUCGUUUAUAUAUCUGUUAUUCUAUUUUUACCAUAAGAAAGAAAUCAUUUUUUACAUUUAAUGUAACUCAUGAAUCAUUUUCUAAUAGAUGUAUAAGAAAACAAUAACAAUAUUUUAACCAGCUCAACUUUAUCAUCAACGAACUAUCUUUAUUCAAAAGAUAGAAUAUCAGCAAAAAAACGCUUUAGUGCCUAGCAAAUGGAAGCACUUUUUAAGUUAAGAAAACUUUUUGAAGUUUGAUUUUGAUUAAUCCAAGCAUAUUUUCAUACAAUAGUGUAAGCAUUGCAUGUAUUGCAUUUUAUUUCGUACCUAAAUAAAACAAAAAAUAUAAAAA